Messenger RNA from Pelobates cultripes (western spadefoot toad), 5410 nucleotides. The record is from the annotation of a GenBank genome assembly. NCBI's taxonomy places the organism in Eukaryota, Metazoa, Chordata, Amphibia, Anura, Pelobatidae.
CAGAGGACUCGCUCUUGAUUGGUUUUGUUUCGCUCAUAUCCCAUGAUGCACCGGAACUCUUCCUCCUUUCUCUGCGGCCAUUUUCUCCCUGUGGAGGUAUGUUGCUGUGAUUCUCCUGCUCUAGCGAUUCAAUCCGGUGCCAUCCUCGGUCUCUGUCCGCCGCUUUGUGUUUUGAUUGGCAGCGAUGGGUUCCCCGAUUACCGGGCCGAUAUUUUGCGGGGUUGUUUGCGGGCGAUGUGACUGCUGGCUCUGCUUUAAAGGGCUCGCUCCCCGCCUGGGCCUAAUGGCAGUAGGAGCUGGCAGCACGGGAUCUGUAAUGUACCGGGAAUGGGAGCUGCUGGCCAGCGGAGCUUACACUCUAAUAUAUGGAAGUUGUAUGGGUCCCACUCCCCGGUAAGGCUGAGACACCCCAUUUCAGAGACCUAUAUCGCGCCGUGUGCUGUGGCCCCCUUCUGAGCUGGCAGCCCCCCCUGGACGAGUCCUGUGGCCCAGGCCGGUAUUGCCAUACCCUAUAAGUAGCUUUAUUCUAGCUAUGCGUGCAGUGUGGGCUGUUAAAACUCUUGUUGUAAUGUUAUAAAAAAUUUACAAACUGAUUUUCUCUAGAGCUGGUAUGUUGCAUCUCAUCCACUGUAUCUGUGAUCACUUUUAUACAGUUCUGGGGUUUCCUGUGCCAGGAUAGCAUUGCUGGGGCCUAGGUGACUUAUACUGGUGACUGACUGUGUGUAUAGCAUUCACAUGCUGGGGCCUAGGUGACUUAUACUGGUGACUGACUGUGUGUGUAGCAUUCACAUGCUGGGGCCUAGGUGACUUAUACUGGUGACUGACUGUGUAUAGCAUUCACAUGCUGGGGCCUAGGUGACUUAUACUGGUGACUGACUGUGUGUGUGUGUGUAGCUUUCACAUGCUGGGGCCUAGGUGACUUAUACUGGCGACUGACUGUGUGUAGCAUUCACAUGCUGGGGCCUAGGUGACUUAUACUGGCGACUGACUGUGUGUGUGUAGCAUUCACAUGCUGGGGCCUAGGGGACUUAUACUGGCGACUGACUAUGUGUGUGUGUAGCAUUCACAUGCUGGGGCCUAGGGGACUUAUACUGGCGACUGACUGUGUGUGUAGCAUUCAUAUGCUGGGGCCUAGGGGGACUUAUACUGGCGACUGACUGUGUGUGUGUGUGUGUGUGUGUGUGUGUGUGUGUAUAUAUAUAUAUAUAUAUAUAUAUAUAUAUAUAUAUAUAUAUAUAUAUAUAUAUAUAUAUAUAUAUAUAUUCUCAUUGCUUGAGUGAUUAGGCUGCAAUGCUGCCCAAAUAAAACUGUCUUGGUAAAUUUUGGUCAGUGUAUGUUUAAUUUCUAUUAUUUCUUGAGUACCCAUGUAUGUUUUCAACGUGGUUUUGUUUUUGCUCGGACAUGCUUUGGACCUGUGGAACAUACAUGAUUUCCUAAAUGUCUGUCUACUAGCAGUGAUACCAGCUCUAUUGAGUUAAAGGGACACUAUAGUUACCAGUACCACUACUGCUUUACGUAGUGGUUCUGGUGUCUAUAGCCUGUCCAUGUAAACGCUGACUUUUUAGCGAAAAGGCAGUGAUUACAUUGCUGCCCAGUAACCUAUCUACUGGCAGACAAUCAGAUGGCCAUUAGAGGUGCUGCAGAGUGUGCAAUGCUGGCGUUUAGCAUCUCCAGACUGCAUGGAGACGCUCAAUGUUCCCCAUAGAGAUGCAUUGAUUCAAUGCAUCUCAAUGAAGAGCUGCUGAUUGGCACAGCAUGCCAAUUCUUUUAAGUUCACAAGCUCAUUGUAGAUAGGUUAUAGAGCUGUUGCUCUAUUUUAGAAUCCUCUCCUGCAGAAUGCUUCCCUCUGACCCCCUAUAUUUAAAAUGAGGCUUGUUAAUUUUUCUCAUUCUAUGUAUGCUAUUCUUAACAAAUUUCUUUUUUUCAGGGAAUAAGUCGCCAUGGCCCCCAGCCGGAAUGGCAUGAUUUUGAAGCCCCACUUCCAUAAGGAUUGGCAAAGACGUGUGGCCACUUGGUUUAACCAACCAGCCAGAAAGCUUCGUAGGUGAGGAGCCAUCUUUACGCAUUGUAGUGCAGAGAGCCAUUUUUGUCCUUUUUCCUGCCAUGUACACUGAACAUUUGUAUUUAUUGUAUGCUGAUCUACAGUCAGAUGAUGACACUUUCUCCGGAAUCGCUGUAUUUCUGUGAUGAAUAUACAUUUGAACCCCUUUUCAGCUGAUGACUGUAAAUUAGCAUUAGUGGUAAAAACUGCCACUUAAAGUGCAGUGCUUUGCAGCCUCUCCAGUAAAUCUUUUUAGGAAUUUUUGUUUAUUGUAAAAGUGUUGCUUAGGGUUAAGAUUUAAAGAUAUUCAGCAUUUUCUGCAAAAAAUCAUACAGGUGUCAAGUCUGUAUAGAUCAUGGAAACGGAAAAAUAUAACUUAUUUUUUUUCUCUUCAAGUUGUUGGAGCUAUAAAAGAUGCUUUGUUUGUGUCUUGAUUAGAAAUGGGUUUUAGUCACCCUGUGUGCAGCAGUAUAUGUAAAAUGAGCCAUAGUGCCUGACUAUUUUGAAGGACAAGGCAAUCUGGGUAAAUCUUCAAAGUAGGAGCUUUUUUUUUUUUUUUUUUUUUUUUUUUUUUUUUUUUUUUUUUUUUUUUUUUUGUGUGUGUAAUUUGCUACUUUUAGCAAUGGCAUUUUCACUAGAAAACUCCUUUUAAAGGGACACUAGGCACUUUUAACAAAAGUUUAUUGAAAUUGUUAUAGUAUCUGCAGUCCUAUCCCCCAUACAACUUAGUUCGUUAGUAAGAGGGCUUUCGAACUGUGGCUUCAAGUCUUGCCUCCAAGACCUCUGGGGAUGAGAGCCUGGAUAUACUCUCAUCUUUCUCAACUUUCACCGUAAUAUACUGUGCAGUGACGGUUGGCCAUAGUGAAUCAUUGUAUUAAAUGAUUCUAGAUGGUGAAGUCUGAUGGGCAUUUUGGCAUGCGCCUAAGGUCCACAGUGCUCCUUUGAGGAGCAUUGGAUUGGUCCGUCAUCCAGGAUGACUCCACCCGUAGAAUAGGUUAGGGCAGCAGAGGAAAGGUGAGUAAUUUGUUAUAUAUAUAUUAUUUUUUAAAUUCUUUUUGUAGUGCAUAGAUAAUCACACAAGUUUGUAAGGACAUAUCAACAAUAGUUAAAGCUUCAAGGAAGAUUACAUAUCUCACAGGACAUGUAGAGAGGCUUGCACUUAAAAAAAAAAAAUAAUAAAAAAUAAAAAUACAUCUGUGGAACAGUAAUGUGUAAAUUGUUUUCCUUUUACACUGGGAGACUAGGGCUAAUUGGUGGCAUCAGGGCUGUAGUGUUGGUAAAACCCGUGUAUAUUCCUUUAAAGCUAAAUGGCAUCAGAUGCGUGUGUAUUAAAGUGUACUUAUUUCCUUCAUAGACGAAAGGCACGUCAGGCCAAAGCCCGCCGCAUAGCUCCACGACCUGUUUCAGGGCCUAUCAGACCGGUGGUGAGAUGUCCCACUGUCAGAUACCACACUAAAGUGAGGGCUGGCAGAGGUUUCAGCCUUGAAGAACUUAAGGUACAUAAAUGUGAAAAGCCGAUGUCAUUGCUGAAAUGUAAGGACUUUAAAGAUUUGUGGUGUUGCACUGGUGUUCUAUAAGGACAUUUGGCUACUUAGUGCUAGAAGUCACAUGAUGACAAAUCUCCGGAAUCUCUGUAACUCUGUGAUGAUUACUUUGAACCCUUUUGUCUGAUGACUUUGCUCUUGUUUUGUGUUUGCACAAAAGGAACAUUAAAGCAAUCUCACAUGAGCUCUCUUCAUCACAUAGGCAGCUGGCAUCAACAAGAGAGUGGCACGCACCAUUGGCAUCUCUGUGGAUAAGAGGCGCCGCAAUAAAUCUACAGAAUCCUUGCAGACUAAUGUGCAGAGGCUGAAGGAAUACCGUUCCAAACUGAUCAUCUUCCCACGCAAACCUUCUGCUCCUAAGAAGGGAGACAGCUCUGUAAGUAUCAAACCCCCACCCUGAGUUGAUAUACCAUUUAAUAUUAAACUCCUAGUGCUAAAUGUAAAUGGCUGCUUGACAGCUUGGGCUUCCACUGUUUUACUUGAGAGAUCUGACUGCCAUUUUUAGGGUCGAAAAGGAAAUUUUGUUUUUAUUUUUUUCCAUUGUUGCAAAACUGUAAAGUGCUUCAAACUGGUUUUGUUUAUUUUGCCUUUUCGAUCAGCAGCAGAAAAGGAUGUUGGUGAAGCUGAACUUGAUGGAUGCAGAUUAUUUAUUUUCCACCCUCCCCCCCUCUCUUCCCACACUAUGCAACCAUGGAUGUUGUCAGCUACAGUAGACUUCUUAUGGAAGUUUUUUUUUUUCCUGAUUUGAGUGUUUUUGGAAGCCACUAAUAUAUGUACAUGCACUUUUUACAGUCACAUGAUGACAAUACUCCGGAAUCUCUGUAUAUUCUGUGAUGAUAUGUGUUGAACCCUUUUCCAGCUGAUGACUGUAAAUAUGAAAUCACACUGUAAAAAUGUCCUUGUCUCAUCAAUCCUUUUAACAUUUGUGUUUUGCUUAACACCAUUCAGGCUGAAGAGUUGAAGAUGGCCACACAGCUGACUGGACCGAUUAUGCCAAUCCGCAGCGUAAGUUCACUUAACAUACAGCUUUGAAAAUGGUUUGCUUAUUAAGUCUGUUUUCCUCUGGUUUUUAACUUGCUUUGUGUCUUCUCUUUAUGUUGCUAUAUCCUGUUCAGUUUCCGGUCUACUGGCAUAUUGCUGUGAACCUAUACAUUAGUUCAGUUUAUGAGUGCAGCCCUCAAUAAUAUGCACCUUAACGUAAUACAUGCUUACCUAGCCUAUGAUUGCUUAUUUUGAUUACACUCCCUAUAGAAAAGUACAUAAUAAAACUAAUGCCCCUUUAAACUAACUUUUUAUGCUCAUCUGAAAGGGUCUUGCCAUCCAUGUGCUUGUAGUCCUGAUGUCUGCCCUUGGUAUACCCUUCUGGUUAUCAGAUUUAUAAAGUUCUACACCCCCACCCUCUCCUUUCUGGGCUUGCUUUCUAGUCCGUAAAAAACGAUGGCUUGUUCACUGUCGCUUUGUUGUCUUUAAGAGCUUGUUGCUGUUGCACUAUUUCUGUUUGAACUUUUUAACUCUGUAUUUAGACUGAACUAACCACUUCAUCUGGUCUCUUUAGGUCUUCAAGAAAGAAAAGGCAAGAGUCAUCACCGAGGAAGAAAAGAACUUCAAAGCUUUUGCCAGCUUGCGUAUGGCUCGUGCCAAUGCAAGGCUAUUUGGUCUCCGUGCCAAGCGGGCAAAGGAAGCUGCCGAGCAGGAUGUGGACAAGAAAAAGUAAACUUAUUCCUGGAACUGUUAAUAAUAAAAAACAAAACCUCAAAUAUUGUCCUUCUUGGGUCUUAUUUUUUUUCUCCCCUCAUUAAGGUAAAUAAUGGCCUUUUAAUACCUG